Messenger RNA from Colletotrichum orchidophilum, 483 nucleotides. Its product is annotated as heterokaryon incompatibility protein. The transcript has a single exon. The record is from RefSeq and is a predicted model, not a curated record. The coding region runs from base 1 to 483 and encodes 160 amino acids. Lineage: Eukaryota; Fungi; Ascomycota; Sordariomycetes; Glomerellales; Glomerellaceae.
AUGCAAGCAUGCCUAUCCGCCCACGCAGCAUCCAACAAUGACCUGAAAGCAGAACCAUGGUAUCCCACUCGAUUGCUCGACCGCAAAGCCUCUGGUGGCAGUCUUGACAGUGUGCGUCUUGCGAUCACGUUCGAAGAACCGCCUUCUCACAAUGAUCGAUAUGCCACCUUGAGUCAUUGUUGGGGCUCGGCUCCAGUUUUGGAAUUGAAGAAGGCUACCUGCAACGAUUUCAGAGAAGGCACCGAGCUCUCCAAGCUUCCCAAGACCUUUCGUGAAGCCAUUCAAGUCACACGACGUCUGGGCGUGCGGUUUCUCUGGAUGGAUUCCUUGUGCAUAUUCCAAGAUCGAGACGAUCUAUCCGACUGGUUGAACGAAGCGGAUCUGAUGCACAAGGUCUACUCCCAUUCCUUUCUGCAACAUCUCUGCGUUGGGAGCCCGCGACAGUUCCAAGGGCCUAUUUUUCGAGCGGAACCCGAGACUUAG